AUGUUUGAUGAGUUGAGCUCUUUGAUGAGCAACGGAACAGAUUUGCCCACCAACCUGCAGGACGAUAUGUCCAUCACGACGUCAACUAUUAACGCUGGCGGCGGGAGUGGUAGUGAUGAUAUUCCGACACCUUUUGGUAGCGAAUUCUCGGCGGAUGUAUUUCUCCAGAUCUGGAACGAAGCAAUCGAAGGAUGCAAAAGGGGUGUGGAUGAGCCAGAAGACCAAAAGUUUCUGACGCAAUUCAAUAGCCCUGGAGAGCUACUGGAGGCACUCAAAAUGAAAGAGCAAAGCGAUAACCAAGCGAAUUCUUGGUCGUCAAAUAUCUGGAAGGACUUGAGCUGGACACUAAACGUCAUCGGUAAUGCGACCAACAUAUUUCUGAUCGCCAUGAAGCCACAGUCGGUCGAAAUGAGCUGUUUCUGGGGAUUCUUCUAUCUUGUUAUCAUGAAAAUCGCACAGGACUCGGAACUGGACCACAAUCUUCGUCAGUCGCUGUAUGAAGUGUUUGUCGCUCUCAUUCGGUUCUGGAAGGAAGCAUCAAUAUACAUGCGAAAUAAUCCGCCAGGAAAGCUUGGUCAGGACCAUGAUCCCAAGAAAGUCCUGGAUUACCUGAGUAACAAAUUUGAGCGCGCCAAGAAAGAUAUCGACGGUGCGGUAGAUCAUCUUCGAUUCUGCGUUGAGAUGGCGAAUGCAAAGUCUGUCAGUCAAGGUGAAGGCACGCUAUCUUUAGCCACUUUGACCCUUGGGACGAUUCCAAGUACUGAGAUUAGCUUCCCUUAUACUUUUUUGCCUCGCGACAACCGAGGGCGCCACGUCGGACGUCGACAACUUCUCAAUGAUAUUGAUAUGCUACUCCAGAAGGAUCGUCGUGUUUGCGUUUGGGGGAUAGGUGGCAUGGGUAAGACUUCAGCUGCGCUAGCCUAUGCAAAUGAAACUACAAGGUUCGAAAUCGUUCUCUGGGUAAAAGCAGAGUCAACCUUAGCAUUACUGGAGAGUUUCAGCGAUAUAGCGGUGGACCUACGCCUUCCGAGAGCAGCUCGAGCUCAGUCUGAUAAGGAGAAUCAGAUCAUUCUAAUGGAAUACCUUGCAAGCUGUGGACGGCGUUGGCUGAUGAUCUUUGACAAUGUCGAUGAAGCCGAUGUGCUUCGAGGACAGCUUCCUGAGAAGACGGUCUCAGAAGGCACCUUCUUGAUGACCGCACGAACCUCAAAGGUUGCAGAAGACCUUGAAGAAGAGAUGGAGUGGACUUUGAAGAAGAUUUUGCCACUCAAUCCACCACAUGACUGGGAACUGUUUGGUCAAUUGAUGCAACAAGCAGACAGGAAGGGAUGGCAGGACCUUCAAAACGUUCCCGAAGACGAAGCCAGUGCAGCAAAAUUGUUGCUGGAAGAAAUGGGUGGUCUUCCACUUGGUAUCAAGCAUAUUUCCAGUAUCAUGAAAGCGAGGAAGCUUUCAGCCAUCAAGUUCUUACAGCUCUAUCGCGAUCAAGCUGGUAAUGUGGAGACAUUGCAACAGCUUCGCGGUGGAAAGAAUGUCACCUUUGAUAAAGACUACAAGUUUGGAUUGCAUAACGUCUGGAAAGUAGCCUUCACCGAGCUGUCUUCGACCAGUGAAAAUUGGAAUGCAUAUUGUCUCUUGGCGGUGAUUUGCUUGUUGGCACCUGAUGGAAUUCCUUCAGAGUUAAUGUUGCAAGUGCGACCGCCUGAACUGGAUGUGCGAGUAACUACGCUUGACUUUUGUCACAGCUCUUACGGAUACGAUCUAGCUGUUAGCCAGCUCGCUGAUUGUGGUCUCAUCGAUCAAGACGAUGAACUCAUCUGCAUUCAUCGACUUACACAGACAGCCUUCUUAAGUCUCAUUCCUGAUAAAGACCUCCAAGACGCCUUCAAUGCUAGUUCAGAAUAUCUCUACCAGGUAUUCCCAAAACAGAUCAUGGGGCGCAAUCUGACACCUUCCUGGCACAUCUGCAAAGACUAUAUCCAACAUGUAAUCAGCUUGUGCAGGCGUUAUGAAACGCUCUCCAAAAAUCGGCCGCUCCGUCCUUGUUCCGCCUUUUUCAUGCUCUGGGCAAGCUGCAGUUGGUAUCUGGUUGAGGUCGGGGAGAAUGAGCUCAACAUAGAACUUUCCAAUGUUGUCCAAGCAGCCUACGAAGCUUCGGCCGAGGAACAGGAAACUCUAACUCUAGCUGCCCUCCUCAACGGGCACUCUAUCAGCUUAUUUGAGACUGGCAAGGUGAAGAAAGCACUCCCUCUGAUGCAAAAGUGCCUCGCAAUUAAGAAAAAACAUCUUCCACCUGAUGAUGAGGACUUAAUGUGCACUAUUAACAAUCUGGGUAACUUUGAGGUGUCUGAUGACAGAUGGGACAGCGCCCUUGACCAUUUCAACGCGAUAGUUGGCUUCCGAGAGGCAGCAGUUGGCCACAACAAGAUCAACAUAGCAGUCACGUACGCUGGUUUGGGUCGAGUCGUGUUAGGCCAAGGAAACUACGCCGAGGCUGAUGCAUAUUUUGAGAAAGCUUACAAGAUCGCCGUUGACGCAUUCGGUGUCCUAGGACACUGUGUCGCAGAUUUUGCGUACGCACGGGGGAAUGUUGCUCUCGCGCAACGUCGUUGGGUCGAUGCCGAGAAACACUAUGAAGAAGCUUUGGACGUUGAGCGGGAGCGGAAGCGGGGAACGCUCGAUCUUGCUUUGGCAUGCCUAUUCAAACUUGGCUGUCUCAAAUACGAAAAGGGAGACUAUAUCGCAGCGAGGUCUCUACUUGAACAAGCCCAGGCAAUUGCCCGAGAGCGGAACUGGCUGGGCCACUUAGCACGCGUGUCCAGGAGACUGGCUUUGACUAUUGAAGCAUCAAGCGUGACACCCGAAGAUCUGGAAGAGGCGGCCCGCUUGCACCGGGAUUCGCACCGGGAUCGUAGACGGGUCGAGAACGACACGGAAUGUGCAAAUUCAAACGAUGGCGAAGAGGAGGCUUUCAAUCGUAAUCUGGGAGUCUGA
Exophiala bonariae is the source of this 2994-nucleotide messenger RNA. RefSeq lists its product as uncharacterized. The coding region runs from base 1 to 2994 and encodes 997 amino acids. NCBI's taxonomy places the organism in Eukaryota, Fungi, Ascomycota, Eurotiomycetes, Chaetothyriales, Herpotrichiellaceae. The record is from RefSeq and is a predicted model, not a curated record. The transcript has 8 exons. Gene Ontology annotation, molecular function: protein binding; ADP binding.